Messenger RNA from Lasiosphaeria miniovina, 807 nucleotides. Its product is annotated as HotDog domain-containing protein. The annotation marks the transcript as partial. Lineage: Eukaryota; Fungi; Ascomycota; Sordariomycetes; Sordariales; Lasiosphaeriaceae. The record is from RefSeq and is a predicted model, not a curated record. The transcript has a single exon.
CCACCCCCACCCGCCGUCGUCGCCGAACCACAAAGCCCCAUCGUCGCCUCCAAGCCCAAGCCCAAAACUGGAAGGGCAGUUAGACGUCUUAUAUUUGCCGCCACCUUCCUCCUCGUCGGUACCGUCGCCGGCUCCGUCCUGCGCGUUGUCGUCCACCCCCCAGAUCCCGCCGUCCCUGGCACGGAAAAGGACAGGAUAACGACCGAGAUUCUGCACAAGGAGGCCGAGAAGCUGCCCGUCUUCCAGACCCUGAGCGCCGACCCGGCCUGGGAGUCGUGGGAUGCCUACAACACGCUCACGCCUGAGCACAGGGCCCAGCACAUCGCGGCCGGCGCUAUGGGCGGGUCGCGCGGCGUCGGCGGCUACCAGCGCAUCUUUUACAAGGCUUCAACUGGAGAGCUGACGAGUGUCAUUUACUUUGGCCACUCCAUCACAGGGUGGCCCGGUGUCGUCCACGGCGGCGCCAUCGCCACAAUCCUCGACGAGAGCUGCGGCCGUGCUGCCUUCAAACAGUGGGGUGGCAUGUCCGGCAUGACAGCAAACCUAAAGCUGGCCUAUAUCCGCCCCACGCGCUCCGACAACUUCUACCUCGUCCGCGUCCGCCCCGUGCCCGACGACGAGCUCCCUGAAGAGGACCGCGGGAAGCGCCACUACAAGUCCUUUGUUGAUGCCUCGGUCGAAGAGGCCAGAACCGGCAAUGUUGCCGUUGUCGCCAAGGCCUUGUUUGUUGGCGGGAGCGGCAAGGACGGGAAGGCGAGCCAUGGCAAAUGGAAAGGCUCCGGUCUCGACGAAAACGCUCGCUUCUGA